Messenger RNA from Plectropomus leopardus (leopard coralgrouper), 410 nucleotides. RefSeq names its product metallothionein 2 (gene mt2). Gene Ontology annotation, molecular function: metal ion binding. Lineage: Eukaryota; Metazoa; Chordata; Actinopteri; Perciformes; Serranidae. The record is from RefSeq and is a predicted model, not a curated record.
CGUGAGCUGAAGAGCAUGACACUGACUCGUCUGAGAUCAGAGACACAGCAUCUUCACACGAAGACAAGACCCAUCCACUGGAAAAAAAUGGACCCCUGCGACUGCGCCAAGAGUGGAACCUGCAACUGCGGAGGAUCCUGCACCUGUACUAACUGCUCUUGCACCACCUGCAAGAAGAGCUGCUGCCCAUGCUGCCCAUCUGGCUGCAGCAAAUGUGCCUCAGGCUGCGUGUGCAAAGGGAAGACGUGUGACACCAGCUGCUGUCAGUGAGGUGCCUGCAACAUCGGCCCUCUCCUGUCCUUGUGAUGGAGCCUGUGUGAACUACUUUGACAUAUUUUUGUCUACAGUGAAUUAUGUGUUUUGUACUGUACGUCUUUAAUGUUGAAAUAAACAAGAUUCCUUCAUUUGAA